AUGACCGGAAAUGAUCAUACUAUCACCGAUUCGGAGUUGGGUGCAAAGGUCGACUUGAGCCAUGAGGAGGUGGUCCAUAUGGCUGGGUUGACUGAGGAGGAAAAGGUUGUUGAGAAGAAAUUGCGCCGGCGCAUUGAUACUCUGAUUAUGCCUUUGGUCAUUCUGGUUUAUCUGAUGAAUUAUAUCGAUCGAAACAACUAUGCCGCAGCAAAGCUCCAAGGUCUGGAGGAGGACCUGGGUCUCGAUGAUACGAAAUACCAAACUGGCCUGUCUAUUCUGUUCGUCGGAUACAUUCUGAUGCAGGUACCUUCCAACUUGCUUCUGAACUAUAUGGGUCGUCCUUCACUAUACAUUGGAUUCUUCGUUUGUGCUUGGGGCUUGGUAUCUGCUUUGACAAGUCAAGUGACUAGCUAUGGAGGCAUUGUUGCAUGCAGGUUUAUUCUGGGUUUCGUCGAGGCACCCUUCUUUAGUGGCGUCCUAUUCUAUCUUUCGAAAUGGUACACCAAGAAAGAGUUGGCUUUCCGGAUGAGUAUCUUUUACUCUGGCUCCUUACUGAGCGGAGCGUUCGGAAACCUCAUCGCCGCCGGUAUCCUUCACGGUCUUAAAGGAAAGCGAGGAAUGUCCGCCUGGCAAUGGCUAUACGUAAUUGAAGGCUCCAUCACCUGUGCCAUCGGACUGGCCAUUUGCUUUAUUCUGCCCGACUUCCCGGAAACAUGGAAGCUCCUGUCCCCAGAGAUGCGCAAAGUUGCCCAACGCCGUCUUGCCAUUGAGGCUGGCGAGGCCGAUGUGGAUGAGAAGGGUGGUGCGAACCAAAUAAGGGGCUUGAAGUUAGCCAUGACCGAUAUCAAGACUUACGCCUUUGCCAUUGCCUAUAUGUGUAUCACCGGAGCAGCUGGCUUCCAGAACUUCUUUCCGACUCUGAUCAAAAACUCGGUUCAUUAUGAUCAGACCAUCUCCCUCGUUCUCGUGGCACCCCCAUACAUUUUCAUGGUCAUUUAUUCUCUCUGUCAUUCCUGGGCUUCUGAUAAAUUGGAGAAGAGAUUCUGGUUCUUCGUUUACCCCAUCCCAAUUACGAUUAUCGGCUUCGUGGUUUAUAUGAAGACCAAUACCUUCGGACCCCGAUACUUCUCCUUCUUCCUCAUGGUCUUCGUCUUUGCCCAAAACGGUACUCUGUACUCGUGGCUCGCCAGUUCGAUCCCUCGCCCACCUGCUAAGCGUGCUGCUGCCUUUGCAUUCUUCAAUUCUCUAGGAAACAGCGCCUCAAUCUGGACACCGUAUACGUACAUGGACAAAGAAGAGCCACACUACGAGACAGCUAUGGGUGUGUGCAUCGCUUUACAAGUCAUCGGUGGACUGUGUGCUCUGUUCUUAUACUUCAACCUGAACAUGCUCAAUAAACGUCAGUUGAGACUUGAGAAUGAAGAGGUAGAGCUCAGCCCGAAGGAUCUUCGUCGAUUGCAGGUUACCGCUGAAGUUGAGGGUAUUGACAUUGCUGCGGCGAGACGGUUGCAGAAGGGAUUCCGUUAUGUAUUAUAA
Penicillium nucicola is the source of this 1536-nucleotide messenger RNA. RefSeq lists its product as uncharacterized. NCBI's taxonomy places the organism in Eukaryota, Fungi, Ascomycota, Eurotiomycetes, Eurotiales, Aspergillaceae. Gene Ontology annotation, cellular component: membrane. The record is from RefSeq and is a predicted model, not a curated record. The transcript has 4 exons. Gene Ontology annotation, molecular function: transmembrane transporter activity. Bases 1 to 1536 code for a protein of 511 amino acids. Gene Ontology annotation, biological process: transmembrane transport.